AUGAAGAAGCUGUUCAAAAAGUAUGCAGCGAAGAAACUAAUUUCUCGUGGCGAAGAUGCCCUGGCUCCGACCAAAAAGCAAUGGGAAAACAUUUCACAAUAUCACCAAGGCAAAGUAUUGCAUCAUCGCACCCAUCCAGUACUCACCAGAAGAGGCUACGUGACUGAUGAAGCAAAGAUCAGGAAGCAUGAGGAGCUGAAGAACUUUGCAUUGGAGCUGUAUGACAUUGCGAAGAAGAUUGCCGAAAAAUGUGAAGAACAAAAAAUGACACGUAUCCUUGUCCUGAAGGAGGGCACUCAAGAGGAUCAACCAUACAAGCAGAGAAAGAAGUCGGUGACGCUGAAAACUCAGGAGGCACAUUCUGCAGACCCAGGACGCCUCAGAUCUGGUACCGUGUACAAGGACCUCCAUGAUGAUACGGAGGAGGAGUGUGAUGUUGAAGCUACUCAGAGAAGAAGAAUUAAAGGAAAAAUGCUCAGAGGGAGACCCAGACGCCCCUUCCACGGAUAA
Messenger RNA from Knipowitschia caucasica, 510 nucleotides. NCBI's taxonomy places the organism in Eukaryota, Metazoa, Chordata, Actinopteri, Gobiiformes, Gobiidae. The record is from the annotation of a GenBank genome assembly.